UCCAUUUUGAUGCACAACCAACACAACUGUGAUUACUGGAUACUUACUUCGUGUCUCUAUUAACCUUUUUCUCUGCAACACGGGGCGAGAUGGAUCCAUCCAGGAGGAGCGAGGAUGACUGGCAGGGGCUGGUCAAUGAGUUUAUAAUCUGCAAGCGGAAGCUGGAGAGCAAGAAAGAAGCUCUUCUGAUUCUGUCUAAAGAGCUGGACACCUGUCAGCAGGAGAGGGAUCAGUACAAGCUGAUGGCUAACCAGCUCCGCGAGCGGCACCAAGGACUGAAGAAGAAGUACAGAGAGCUCAUUGAUGGAGAUCCCUCUCUUCCUCCUGAGAAAAGGACCCAAGUAAAUUUAGCCCAGGUACUGAGAGAUUCAAGAAAAAAGAGUAAUGAACUUUCUGAGGAGGUGAAGGAGCUGAAACAACGACUGGUGGAAGCUCAGGGUGAUAACAAGCUUCUAAGGAUGACCAUCACCAAACAGAGGCUGGGAGGCGAGGAGGUCGGCACUCGACACUUUCCUGCACAUGAACGAGAGGAUCUGGUCAGACAGUUAGAAAGAGCCAGAGAGCAGAACGAGGUGCUGGAGCACAGCGUGAAGUCGCUCACAGAUGAGCUUCAGGAUGUUCGAGCAGAGCGAGAUGUGUUUCAACAGAAGGCUCAUCGUCUCAAUGUGGAAAUGAAUCACAUCAUAGGGAAUGAUGAGAGUCGCAUUUUAGAUAUAGAUGCACUCUGCAUGGAGAACAGGUAUUUGCAUGAACGGCUCAGUCAACUUCAGGAGGAGGUCAACUUGCUGAAAACAAACCUGGUCAAGUACAAGAGUGCCCUGGAGUGCAGGAAAACCUCUAAAGGCUGUGGUAAACCCAACAGCAGCGCGCUUACUGGAGUGCUCUCUGCCAAACAAGUGAAGGAACUGUUACUCUCUGAAGAAAACAGCUGCAGUUUGCCAGUGACUCCUCAGUCCAUCUCAGACCUUAAGUCUCUCGCCACAGCUCUGCUGGAAACCAUCCACGAGAAGAACAUGGUCGUUCAGCACCAACGCCAGAUCAACAAGAUUCUUGGAAAUCGAGUAGCAGAGCUGGAGAAAAAACUAAAAACAUUAGAGAUGUCAGGAUUAUGGAGCCUGCCAGGCCUGACUUAUAAUGUGUCUCUGGGAAUAUAUGGAAGAAAAGACACCAUCCUCCUGAAUGCUCAGCAGGCUAAGUCACCAGAUUCUCUGCAACAGGAGUGUGACACGGAGUCCAAAGAUAUACCUACCGAGCAGCAGAGCUCUGCAGAAGUUCCAAAUCAACACAGUAAAACACCAGCUUUGUCACAUUUUCAGGAAGAGGCGCUAUCACUAUCUAGGGUGGAGACGUCCCAACAACACUCCUCACACCAGUCAACUGAUGAAAAGCCAGCCAGCCGCCAGACAGAAACACCAAAGGGUGACGAGCGUCACGACAGUAGCCGCACACACAUCACAGUGGAUUUAACUGCUCUGAUGAAAGAAGAAGACUAUGUGAGUGAUUCCCCUCCCUCAGUGACAGAUGUGGAUGCACCCCAUCCUUCACACCCUUGCCACUUACAGGAUGAAUCAGAUGAAACAUUUGAAACCAAGUGUAUCAUAACAGAGGAAAACAUUCAUAUUGCUUCAUCUGCCACUGUCUUUACUUCCGCUGAUGAAGAGCAGAAGGAUGUUCAGCCAAAGCAGCAGACAGAGCUUUUAGAUGAAACAGAUGUUAGUCAGAAAAUCUGAAGUCUUCCAUGAGUUGUUCACAUGUCGCAGAGCAUGGGGAGAACAUUUUAUAAUAAUGACAAGAGAUACAUUUAUAAUAUAAUGCUACAUAAUUUAUUUUUUGAAUCACAAAAAAAUCUGGAGUGAUAAUAUUGAAAUGUUAGGAUUAACAGAUGGUAUGUUGCUAGUACUAGUAACUAGUAGUUGUCUACAUUUUCAGUUGAUUGUUGUCUUUGAACGCAGGCACCUACACGGGUUUUUCUGUCAGUCCAAGACAUACAGUAUGUAGAAGUACAUUAUCGCCUCAAAAAUGGUUACAGGGACACUACAUAAAGGGUUUUCUGUCAGUCAUAAGAAUUUUUCAAACCUAAAAAGUUUCCAGGCCUGAGAUCAUGUUGUCUCAUAUACAGUUAUAACUUAUAUCAAAAUGUCCAAACAUAUGUAAAUGUCCAGUUGUUACACCUAUAUGUGACUGCUGAACUUCUCAAUCCAGAAGCAUAGCUGCUGAUAUGCAGCUGUAACUGACCAAACUCUUCUGAAAAGGAUUUCCAUGAGGACCUGGCUGCAGGAUGAGCAUCCAUCUAAUCUGAACAAUGUCUAAACUAAGCUUUAUUGUGUUCAAACAUAUUCGGCCUCUCCCUGUGCCUGCGUGGGUUCUCCCCGGGUACUCUGGCUUCCUCCCGCAGUCCAAAGGCAUUCAGCUUAGGUGACUCUAAAUUGCCUGCAGGAGUGAGUGCGAAUGUGUGUGAUCGUCUGGUGGUCAGCCCUGUAAAAGACUGGCGACCUGUCCAGGGUGUACCCCGCCUCUCGCCCAAUGUCAGCUGGGAC
Monopterus albus (swamp eel) is the source of this 2537-nucleotide messenger RNA. RefSeq names its product coiled-coil domain-containing protein 149. The record is from RefSeq and is a predicted model, not a curated record. The transcript is spliced from 13 exons. Bases 90 to 1730 code for a protein of 546 amino acids. NCBI's taxonomy places the organism in Eukaryota, Metazoa, Chordata, Actinopteri, Synbranchiformes, Synbranchidae.